This is a messenger RNA of Fragaria vesca subsp. vesca, 1503 nucleotides long. Lineage: Eukaryota; Viridiplantae; Streptophyta; Magnoliopsida; Rosales; Rosaceae. The record is from the annotation of a RefSeq genome assembly.
AUGGAAGAAUUUCAAGGAUAUUUCGAAUUAUAUAGAUCUCCGCAAUAUGACUUCCUAUACCCACUUAUCUUUCGGGAGUAUAUUUAUGCCCUUGCUCAUGAUCGUGGUUUAAAUAGAUCCAUUUUGUUUGAUAAUGUAGGUUAUGACAAGAAAUCUAGUUUACUAAUUAUAAAACGUUUAAUUAGUCGAAUGUAUCAACAGAAUCAUUUUCUUAUUUCCGUUAAUGAUUCUAAUCAAAAUAAAUUUUUGGGGUACAACAAAAAUUUGUAUUCUCAAAUGAUAUCGGAGGGAUUUGCAGUCAUUGUGGAAAUUCCGUUUUCCCUACGAUUAGUAUCUUCCUUAGAGGAGACAGAAAGCAUAAAAUCUUAUAAUUUACGAUCAAUUCAUUCAAUAUUUCCUUUUUUCGAGGACAAAUUUCCACAUUUAAAUUAUGCAUCAGAUGUACUAAUACCCUACCCCAUUCAUCUGGAAAUUUUGGUUCAAACCCUCCGCUACUGUGUGAAAGAUCCCUCUUCUUUGCAUUUAUUACGGCUCUUUCUUCACGAGUAUUAUAGUUGGAAUACUCUUAUUACUCCCCAAAAAUCCAUUUUUGCAAAAAGUAAUCAAAGAUUAUUCUUGCUCCUAUAUAAUUCUUAUGUAUAUGAAUAUGAAUCCAUUUUACUUUUUCUCCGUAACCAAUCUAAUCAUUUACGAUUAACCUCUUCUGGAAUCUUUUUUGAGCGAAUACGUUUUUAUGAAAAAAUAAAAUAUCCUGUCGAAGAAGUCCUUUUUCCGGCUACCUUAUGGUUCUUCAAGGAUCCUUUUAUACAGUAUGUUAGCCAUCAAGGAAAAUUGAUUCUGGCAUCAAAAGAUACUCCUCUUCUGAUGAAUAAGUGGAAAUAUUAUCUUGUCAAUUUUUGGCAAUGUCAUUUUUAUGUAUGGUCUCAACCAGGAAGAAUCCAUCUAAACCAAUUAUCCAAGCAUUCCUUUGAUUUUUUGGGUUAUCUUUCAAGCAUACGGCCGAAUAUUUCAGUGGUACGGAGUCAAUUGCUAGAAAAUACAUAUUUAAUGUAUAAUGCUAUGAAGAAGCUUAAUACACUGUUUCCAAUUAUUCCAAUGAUAGGAUCGUUGGCUAAAGUGAAAUUUUGUAACACAUUAGGGCAUCCUAUUAGUAAGUCCAGCUGGGCGGAUUCGUCAGAUUCUGAUAUUAUCGACCGAUUUGUGCGUAUAGUCGGAAAUAUUUCUCAUUAUUAUAGCGGAUCUUCAAAAAAAAAGAGUUUGUAUCGAAUAAAAUAUAUACUUCGACUUUCGUGUGUUAAAACUUUAGCUCGUAAACACAAAAGUACUGUACGCACUUUUUUGAAAAGAUUAGGUCCUAAAUUAUUGGACGAAUUCUUUACGGAAGAAGAACAGAUUUUUUCUUUGCUCUUUCCAAGAGCUUCUUCUACUUUGAAGAGGUUUUAUAGAGGGCCGAUUUGGUAUUUGGAUAUUUUGUGUAUCAAUGAUCUAGUUAAUCAUGAAUGA